Molecule: messenger RNA, 1002 nt
Organism: Aspergillus luchuensis
Lineage: Eukaryota; Fungi; Ascomycota; Eurotiomycetes; Eurotiales; Aspergillaceae
Exons: 5
Coding region: 1-1002 (333 amino acids)
Molecular function (GO): oxidoreductase activity
Source: RefSeq, a predicted model, not a curated record
AUGACCAUUGAAGAAGCACACGCAAUCAUAACCCAACUACAAGAGCUGGAAUUUCCCUAUGCGUUUGCCAAGGCUCGUCGUAUGGCUCUUUUGAAGGCCGGAGGCAUCCCCACCAUGUCGAAGCUAUUCGCCGUGACAGGCCAGAAUAACCGGCGAAACGCGGGUAAACGCGCCGUCGACACGGAGAUUCUUCUCCGAGAGUCGCAGUCCCAGCGGAGAGAUUCGGAUCGCUAUGCGACUGCUGUGGCGAGGAUGAAUUAUCUCCACGCGCGCUACCGCCGCGCCAACAAAAUCACCGAUGAUGAUCUCCUGCAUACACUCGGCGAUGGACUCGCUGAGAUUCUCAACGUCAUUGAGCGGGAAGAGUGCGGGGUCUCACGGACGUGGAGAUCUGUGCUCUGGGGAUAUUCCACAAGAAUCUGGUAUGAGGAGCGGGUUGCGAGGUUUACGGCUACGAAUGAUCAGUAUGUUCGUGUUUAUGUGGACUCUGCGCUUCCGCGGUUGGUGAGGCCUGUGGUGAGGCGGAUGUUGGGUGCUGGGUUGGAUGAGGUGAUGAGGUUGAGUUUGGGUCUCGAAUCCCCAGGAUAUCUCUUAUCAUUCGUGAUAAACCUCGUGCAAACCUCACGGAAACUGUUUCUGCGAUAUCUCGCCCUUCCGCGUCCGGCUUUCCGUGCCGUCAAAUUAGUGCAUGAUAUGCCGAAUCAGGAGACGAAGUUGUACAAUUUUGAGAGAAAAGUCCUGCAACCGUGGUAUAUUCGACCUACUGUCUGGUCGAAAUGGGGUCCUGGAGCAUUGCUAGUCAGGUUGUUCGGAGGCAAGGUACCUGGUUCGCGUGGAGACCGGUAUCAACCACAAGGAUACGAUCUGAUGACGAUUGGGCCGGAGCCACAAAGGGGAAGGGGAGUGGAGGAGAUGAGAAGUGAUAUUGAGGUGAUCAAGGCGAGGGGGGUAGCGAUGUGUCCGUUUUCAAAGGCCAAGUUCGAUCACCUUGGUGCAAACUGA